Molecule: messenger RNA, 1048 nt
Organism: Phacochoerus africanus (Common warthog)
Lineage: Eukaryota; Metazoa; Chordata; Mammalia; Artiodactyla; Suidae
Product: protein LEG1 homolog
Exons: 6
Source: RefSeq, a predicted model, not a curated record
CAUCAUGACUUUUCAUCUUCCCUGGGCCUGUGUAAUAAUUGGCUGUAUUUUUGUUUCUUUAGGAAGAGCAUCCAACACCCCAGAUGUGUAUCCCCCUCUGUGGAAAGAGAGUCCUGGUCAGUUCAGUGACUACAAGGUAGAAGAUGGAAAGUACAUCAUUAAUAUCUGGCAUUACCUUGAGAGACUGGGGACAUAUAAAAUCCUACUGAACAAGACAGCCAAGUAUUUUGAAAAAUUUGCACCAGAAAAUGAACAAAAUAUUUUAUGGGGAUUGCCUGUGCAUCAUGGAUGGCAAUAUCGUACAGGCAGAUUAGCUGAUCCCACCCAAAGGACAAACUGUGGCCAUGAAUCUGGAGAUUAUCUUUGUAUCUCUGUGGAUAGUUGGUGGGCUGACCUAAAUUACUAUCUCUCUGCAAUGCCCUUCCUUGCUGCGGUUGAUUCUGGCAUAAUGGGAAUAUCAUCAGAUAAUAUCACCUUUCUGCCACCAUCCAAGGAUCAGAUGAAUUUCUGUUAUAAUGUUUCUAGCUGUUAUUCAUCCUUUCCAGAAACAAUGAAAAAAUGGAGUAAAUUUUACUAGCAGGUAAAGUCAUAUUCUAGUAGUUUUGAGGACCUGUUGAAAUACUUAUGGGCUGCACAUGUGUCAUCCUUGAAGGUUGCUCAUAAAAAAUUUGGCAAUAGGUUAAAAUUUUAUUCUAAACAAGAAGCAGAUUUUGAAAGAAGCUGGGCCUUGUUUGUGGACUAUUUAGCCCCACCCCUCUUCCCUACAACUUUGAUUAGAACAGCUGAAUUCCAGAAGGGCCUGCCAACACGAAUGCUUGUUGAUGGAGAUAAAGCCCCCCUGGUCAGUGACUUUACUAGCUUUCAGAAUACGGUCUUGCUUGGUCUAAAUUUUCUCCACAAAGUGCAUAAGUAUACAGGAAAACUAUCAUUCAUUGUAUGGAAAACUUUAAUGAAGUUCAAAGUUGCAAGGAAACUAUUUCUAGAGAUUUUGGAAUUAAUUCUUCACUGUUUUAACUAAAUGCUUCUGGAAACUUACAAUAAAAUAAAA